AACCUGCUCUCCGACAACCAACGCGGACUUUAAGCGGCAGGACGCGGCUCGGUGUCAGAGACCCGCCCGACCCAACCGAGCAUGAAGGGAAUAAUGUUUAACCCCCCGCCUCGGAACCGUGAAAACGCCCCCAACGGUGACUCGGCAGCGGAUCCUGUUCGCAUCAACACGUCCCUGCUGAGCCCGACGACCUGCGAGGCUCCCUGCGAAACGACGUGGCCGCCGCCCGGAGCCAGGAUGCGGAUCUCCAAGGCCAACAAGGGCGCGGUGGUGGUGAGAGUGGUCCGGCGGCAUUCCUCCCCGCAAUCGGCCAGCCUGGAGGAGGUCUGGAGUCCGAGAGAGGAGAAACCCCGGAACCCCGAGAGGAAGAAGCCGUCGGAAGCGGCUAAAAACGGGGUUGAAGGGCAAGGUGGGGGGCCACCCCGGAGCAGGAAGAGCCGGUUCCGAGCCCCCGACGUGAGGACCAUCUUCUCCCCCGGAGAAAAGGACCCCAGAGUGAAGGAGGAGACCGGGGAGGGACACACCUUCGAGCCCGGAGGCGAGAACAACUGGUGCGAUGUGUGCUGCAAUUAUAUCCUCCAACACGGACUCACCUGUGCAGGUUGUAAAUAUGCUUGUCAUGCUGAAUGUCGAGAGAGAGUGUCACUCGACUGCCAUCCUGCUGCGUCGCCUCUCAGUCAGGACCAUCUGAACAACAACAACACGCCGCUCCAUGAUGUGGAGAAGGAACGAGAAGUACGGACGGAGUUCAGCAGGGAGGAAAUCCAGCAGAAAAUUGACCAGUACAACUCUCUGACCAGAGACUACCUUAAAAUGACUCUGAGCCCUACUGGUGUGUACACUGGUUUCGUCAAGGUCAUGAUGGAUCUGAGGCGACCGGUGACGGUGCGCGGAGGUCAGAGGGCAGCGGGAGGAGCCACGAUGGGAGAGGCCUUCUAUCUACCGCGAGGAGUCAUCAACACUCUCCACAUCAGCUCUGAAAACACGGUCAAGCAGGUGAUCAUGGCGCUGCUGAACAAGUUCACGGUGGCAGACAACCCGGCCAAGUACGCGCUGUACAAGCGUUGCCGUAGAGACGAGCAGGUGUAUGUGUGCAAGCUGGCGGACGUUGAGAAGCCGCUGUUCCUUCGCCUUGUGGCCGGACCCGACCUCGACACGCUCAGCUUCGUUCUGAGAGAACAACAGACCGGAGAAGUUAUGUGGGACGCCUUCUCCAUCCCAGAGCUGCGAAACUUUCUCCGGAUACUUGACAAAGAGGAGCAGGAGCAGAAGGAGGCGAUAAUUCGCCGCUAUGAAGUCUGCCGUCAGAGACUGCAGGAGGCCAUGAUGGCGGUCGGAUCGCCUUCGUAGACGAUUUACCCUCCAUCAAACCAAAUGGACGUUGUUUUUCUGUUGUAAAUCUCCUCGGAGGUGAAAGUGUUGGUGGAGGGACGGCUGUGAGUACGGAGGGAACCAGCACCUGGACGGACGGAGGGAUGGUUUGGAUAAAAGACUUGAAGGACAAAUAAGAAAAUAAAUGAACUUUUAGACUUCCUUCACUCGCCAAAGAUUCAUUCACAUGCCACAUUAUUUCCUCUCAACCAUCCCUCGUUCUUUUUUCUUCUGCUGUCACAUAAUUUAUCUUGAUUCCUUUUUGUUUCUUUCACUUUAUUUUAACUAGUGAAAGAC
This is a messenger RNA of Xiphophorus maculatus (southern platyfish), 1668 nucleotides long. RefSeq names its product ras association domain-containing protein 5 (gene rassf3). Gene Ontology annotation, cellular component: cytoplasm. The transcript has 7 exons. The record is from RefSeq and is a predicted model, not a curated record. Bases 82 to 1350 code for a protein of 422 amino acids. NCBI's taxonomy places the organism in Eukaryota, Metazoa, Chordata, Actinopteri, Cyprinodontiformes, Poeciliidae. Gene Ontology annotation, biological process: signal transduction.